AUGGAGCGCCAACGGAAAAGGGAGCUUCGCGACCUAAACGAGCGUGCUUGGGCAGGCGAAUCUGACGUCUUUUCCACAAGCAAAUCACUCGAUUCCGCUCUCAAAAAGAACACCGCCUUCAUCAAACGUUUACGCACCGGCAUCAGUGCCUCUGCCCUUUCCACCUUCCUCGCCGACAUCCGCACUCUGUCACUCCACAAAUACCUUUCCGAAAUCAUCUCCGCCUGCUACGAAGGCCUCUGCAAGCUUAAAUCCCCCGGAGAAAUUGCCGCUGGAGUGGAGGUUGUCAGUGCACUUCACCAACGUUUCGGCCCAUGGGAGUUUACGCGGCAAAUUGGCUGGCUGCUCGGCCGGGGAUUAAGCACACCGGAUAAAGCGCAGCUCAAGGCACUGAGCCAGGAAAUCCGCGAACGCGAAGAGAAAGAUCGUCUGUCUCGGCAUCGUGUUCUUCUCCGCGUUGUCACGGAGCUUUGGCUAGUCAAUGUGCUGAAGACGCUCGAUGAUGUUGAGCGACCCGAGGAUUUGGGCGCGAAGGUUAAGGAGGGAGCCGUUGGCAUAGGCAGCAAACCGUCGGAAACCCCAUUGAAAGCCAAAAGUCCCUCUGUGGGCGUGAAGGACCAAGACAAGCAGGCUGAGCCAUUCCCAUUGGAGGUUCUGAAGGAAUUGCUCGGUCAUGACCGUGACCACACGAACUUACCUCUUGCAGUCUUGUUUGUGAAGAGCUUUAGUUGGGAUAUCGUUGGAUCGAAGCUUGCUGAGGAUGGCAGGAAGACCGUUGAGGCCGAUGGUGCUACGACUUCGGGCGCGGAUGCCCAGCCUACAGAGAUCAAUGGGGAUGUCAAUACGGAGGCCGAUCUGCCUCUGACUCCAGAGAAAACACAACAGCGGUUUAGAAAUAUUUUGAAUCGGUACCUUGAAGAUGUCAAGGCUCACGUGGUCCGAGAUCAGAGAGCGCUGGCCCAGCAAAAUCGCCGCAAUGCCGAAGCUUACGUGAAAAGCGGCGAAAUCUUCGAGGACCGCCAGGCUAACUUCGAAAAGCAAUCCAAGGUCCUGGAGAAACUUGUGGCCAAUACCCAGGUACUGUGCGAGGCUCUAGGAACCGAGAUGCCCGAUCUAGCCGAGAAGGAGCCUACCGAUGCUUCAGCCAGUGGUGGUAUUGGUCUUGUAAAGACCACUGAUUACCUGCGAGGCCAGGGUGAAGGUGCCGGAAUCUGGGAAGACGAAGAAGAAAGACGAUUUUACGAAAAUCUCGUUGAUCUCAAGGGCAAGGUGCCCGCGGUCUUGCUUGAGGAUGGCAAAAAGAAAAAGACCGAAGCUGAGGAGUCAGGUAAGAAGAAGCCAGAUGGCGAGACCACUGACUCUGCCGAGCCCUUGGAUGAGAAGUCCGCGGCAGAGGCAGAUGACCAGUCUACCGCCAUUGCCAGCAAGACCGUGGGUGCACAGGUAGAGUCUCUGCUUGCCAAGCUGCCCGAGUUACAAACCAAAGACCAGGUCGACCAGUUUGCUCUGGAUUUCUGCUGGGUUAACUCUAAAGCAUCACGGAACAGACUAGUCAAAGCCGUGUCCGACAUUCCCAAGGGCCGCAUUGAUCUUUUACCUUUGUAUUCUCGCUUGGUGGCAACGCUUGGACAGUAUCUGCCAGACAUUCCACAGGGACUGACCACGUACCUCGAUGAAGAGUUCCGAAGUCUACAGCGGCGCAAGUCCAAGGAAUUCCUCGGCCAAGUACGCAUGAGCAACGUUCGUUACUUGGCUGAAUUAACCAAGUUUGGUGUGGUUCCGGAGCAUAUCAUCUUCCAUUGUUUCAAGGUUUCGCUGGACGAAUUUUCACGCAUGAAUAUUGAAAUCAUUGGUCAUUUGCUAGAAAAUUGUGGCCGUUACCUGUUGCGUAACCCCGAAACAUCGCCGCGGAUGGCCUCUUUCCUCGAGACCUUAAGUCGCAAGAAGACCGUGCAACAUUUGGCCCAGCAGGAGCGAAUGGUCAUUGAAAACGCCAUCUAUUAUGUCGACCCACCUCCGCGCCCAGCUAUCCAGCAAAAGGAACGUACACCCAUGGAGCAGUAUAUCCGCCGGCUAAUCUACCUGGAUAUGAACAAGCGGAACUACACCAAGAUUUUGAAGUCCAUUCGCAAACUUCAUUGGGAGGAGCAGGAGGUUGUUGGGAUUUUGGAACGUGUGUUCAGCAAACCGGUCAAAGUGAAAUAUGGCAGCAUUCACCUAUUGGCAAUUCUUGUCAGUGCUUUGUACCGGUAUCACCAGGAAUUCGUCAUCGGCAUCGUGGACAAUGUUCUUGAGCAGGUCACGCUCGGCCUCGAGCAGAACGACUUCAAGUUUAACCAGAAGCGCAUUGCGGAAAUCAAAUAUCUAGGCGAACUCUAUAACUACAAGAUGAUUGAUUCCCCGGUCAUUUUUGAUACCUUGUACCGCAUUAUCACCUUCGGCCAUGAAGGUGGUACCCCGGUUCCCGGAAAGAUCAGCAUGCUGGACUUGCCAGACGAUUACUUCCGCCUGCGCUUGGCCUGUACGCUUCUUGAUACUUGUGGCCACUGUUUCGACCGUGGCUCGGCCAAGAAAAAAUUGGAUUUCUUCCUUGCGUUCUUCCAGUACUACUUGUUUACUAAGGAUCCCUUACCCAUGGAUGUCGACUUCCUUGUCCAGGAUACUUACCACUCUAUUCGCCCACAAUGGAAAAUUGCUACGGAGGCUGAAGAAGCGACCCGCAUUUUCAGUGAAGCUGUGGCUCAGAACUACAACGUGCAGGAUUCCGAGCGACCCAUUGAAGCCGAUGAAGAAGACGCAGAAAGCAGCUCAUCUGAUGAGGAUCUCGAGGAAGAUGCGAUUCCCGAGAUUGACGAAGACCAGGAAUCUAGCGACGAGGCCGAAGUAGGUCCCCCAUCCCAUCUACAUGAAGUACGCCCCAUUAACCCAUUUACCCUAUCGAAGGCGUCUGGACCCAAUCCCGAGGCAAAUGAUGAAAGCGAAAGCGAGUCCGAGGACGAACAGAUCAUUGUCACCCGACAGGAAGAGGAGCGAGAUCCAGCAACCGAGGCUGAAUUUGAUCGUGAAUUCGAGAAAAUGAUGGCCGAGAGCAUGGACUCGAGACGGUUCGAACGCAAGACUGUGUUCGAUAUUCCCUUACCUAUGAAACGCCCUCGCGAAAACAUGCCCAUUGAUUCCAGCCCUGAGCCAGUCCCGGCUCAACCAGUUGCCCCGAAGACAAUGGCUUUCUCUCUUAUGACAAAGAAGGGAAACAAGCAACAGACCCGCACUAUCGAUCUCCCGUCGGACUCGACCUUUGCCAUUGCCAUGCGGAGCCAGCAACAAGCCGACCGGGAAGAGCAGCAACGCAUUAAGAACCUGGUCCUGAACUACGAGGCGUCAACCGAGCCCGAACCAACCGAGAGUGAGCAAUAUCCCCUACCCAACAUCAACCGGAAGAACUUCGAACUGAAGGACCGAAAAGCAGACACCCAGGAAAAGCGUACCCCCGCGAGCCAGCGGAUGGACAAGGCCGGCGCGAACCGGUCUGCAUUCCGUUCCCGCAAACUCCAACUCAGUGACGUCAAUUGGUAA
Molecule: messenger RNA, 3573 nt
Organism: Penicillium paradoxum
Lineage: Eukaryota; Fungi; Ascomycota; Eurotiomycetes; Eurotiales; Aspergillaceae
Product: regulator of nonsense transcripts 2
Exons: 4
Coding region: 1-3573 (1190 amino acids)
Biological process (GO): nuclear-transcribed mRNA catabolic process, nonsense-mediated decay
Cellular component (GO): cytoplasm; exon-exon junction complex
Molecular function (GO): protein binding; RNA binding
Source: RefSeq, a predicted model, not a curated record